AUGUUGGGACUUGCUGCGGACGGUUUCAAGGCCAUCACGAACCGCGUCAGCGGCAGCGUCUGCCUCACCGCCACCGUAGCCUGCGUGGCAUACUACACCGUCUGGGCCCUGGUCAUGCCUUUCCUGCCUGCGGAUGCCAUGGUGCAGGAACUCUUCCCGGACCGCAUUUGGGCCGUGCGGGCGCCGUCGCUCAUCCUCGUCGUCGGCCUGGGCAGCGUUGGCAUCUUCAUCGGACUGACGAUCCGGGGCGACGUCGGAUCCGAAGCGGACCCGGCCUACGCCAGGCCGGUCAGCCAUCGAGCGCGGGCAAAUGACGUACGGCAGGACCCCUCUGAGCUGGAAAACGGGUCGGUCCGAUCCGGAUCAAGAAGAAAUCGACGCCCAGACCAGGCCCGCCGGCGCGAAACCGAGGCCGGUCAAAGCCAGUCGUGA
Molecule: messenger RNA, 432 nt
Organism: Pseudozyma flocculosa PF-1
Lineage: Eukaryota; Fungi; Basidiomycota; Ustilaginomycetes; Ustilaginales; Ustilaginaceae
Exons: 2
Coding region: 1-432 (143 amino acids)
Biological process (GO): GPI anchor biosynthetic process
Cellular component (GO): endoplasmic reticulum membrane; dolichol-phosphate-mannose synthase complex
Molecular function (GO): enzyme regulator activity
Source: RefSeq, a predicted model, not a curated record